Molecule: messenger RNA, 1419 nt
Organism: Neurospora hispaniola
Lineage: Eukaryota; Fungi; Ascomycota; Sordariomycetes; Sordariales; Sordariaceae
Product: fructose-bisphosphate aldolase
Exons: 8
Coding region: 72-1160 (362 amino acids)
Biological process (GO): gluconeogenesis; glycolytic process
Cellular component (GO): cytosol
Molecular function (GO): zinc ion binding; fructose-bisphosphate aldolase activity
Source: RefSeq, a predicted model, not a curated record
AUACAAAUUCCCGCAGUCUGCAAAACCCUACCCCGCGUCACGCAACUUCAUAACCAAAAACAACAGUCAAAAUGGGUAUCUUCGAUGAGCUCAACCUUCCCGCUGGCGUCCUCUACGGUGAUGACGUCCUGAAGCUUUUCCAGUACGCUCGCGAGAAGCAGUUUGCUAUCCCUGCCUGCAACGUCACCUCCUCUAGCACUGCCGUCGCUGCCCUCGAGGCUGCUCGCGACCAGAAGGCUCCCAUCAUCCUCCAGACUUCCCAGGGUGGUGCUGCCUUCUUCGCCGGCAAGGGCAUCAAGGACUCUGCUGAGAAGCGCGAGGCUUCCGUCGCCGGUGCCAUUGCCGCCGCUCACUACAUCCGCUCCAUUGCCCCCAUCUACGGCAUUCCCGUUGUCCUCCACACCGACCACUGCGCCAAGAAGCUUCUCCCUUGGCUCGAUGGCAUGCUCGAGGAGGACGAGAAGUUCUUCAAGGCCAACGGCGUGCCCCUCUUCUCUUCUCACAUGAUCGAUCUCUCUGAGGAGAGCGUUGAGGAGAACAUCUCCACCUGCGUCAAGUACCUUAAGCGCAUGGCGCCCAUGAAGCAGUGGCUCGAGAUGGAGAUCGGUAUCACCGGUGGCGAGGAGGACGGUGUUGACAACUCCGAGGUUGACAACGCUUCUCUCUACACUCAGCCCGAGGACAUCUGGCAGAUCGAGGAGGCUUUCCGCCCCAUUUCCCCCUACUUCUCCAUUGCCGCUGGCUUCGGCAACGUUCACGGUGUCUACGCUCCUGGCAACGUCAAGCUCCACCCCGAGCUCCUUGGCAAGCACCAGGCUUACGUCUCCGAGAAGCUCGGUGGCAAGGACAAGAAGCCCGUCUUCUUCGUUUUCCACGGUGGCUCCGGCUCCUCCAAGGAGGAGUACCGUGAGGCCAUCUCGAACGGUGUCGUCAAGGUCAACGUCGACACUGAUCUCCAGUGGAGCUACCUCGUCGGUAUCCGUGACUACAUCCUCAACAACAUCGACUACCUCAGGAGCCAGGUCGGCAACCCUGAGGGCCCCAACAAGCCCAACAAGAAGAAGUACGACCCCCGUGUCUGGAUCCGCGAGGGUGAGAAGACCAUGAAGGCCCGCGUCGAGGAGGCCCUCAAGGACUUCAACGCCGCCGGCACCGUCUAAAUGGGAAUUGAGGAAUAAUGAAAAUGGAAUGAUUUGAUGAGUACACUGCUUGAUUCCGUUCGUGUUUGUGGUGGUUUCCGGCCAUUGAGACUGGUUCCAUGGCGUGUCGGCUUUGCCGAUACUUGGACGUAUACAAGCAGGUUGGUUCACGGUGUUCCGGGGGGGUUCAAGUUACCGGCUAUGAUGAUGUUAUGCUAGCCGGUUGGGUUUGGGGUGAUACCGAAAAGUAGUACAUACCCAAUUGAAAAGUUGCCUUUGA